AUGGCAUCUGUGAACGUCUCGGACGGUGGAGAGACGAAGGAAGAGGGGUGUGUAUCAGGAUUGUUGCUGUCGAUAUAUGACAACAACAAUGACAUUGCAGAUGAACCAUCAUUGGAUGGGCCUUGCUCCCCACAAGAGGCCACUCCCGGGAAUGAAGGCAGCUUGACCAGGCCAAGUCAGCAAGUGUCGGCAGCCAACUCGUCACCACUGGACACCACCCAUGGAGAACAGGCCACAGAAGAGAGCGAAGUUGUUGAACAAGCACGAGGGCCCGUUAACCCACAAAAAAGGCGGCGACAAGUACGAGAUGUCCAAAGAGGAAUCAGAGGCCUCCAAAGCAUGGGGCUGGAGCUCCUGACAAGGAGAGAAGAGAACGAUUUUAUCCUUCGGCAAAAGGAAAUUGAACUGCAGCACCGUAAGCUCGAUAAUGAUGAGAGGCGCCUGGCCUUGGAAGAAAAAAAGGUGUUCCUAUUUGAGGAAAGACUGCAACAACUUGAAACACAAUGUCAGCAAAAUAAUGAGAAAAUGCUCGAGCAGCAUGCAAAGAAAAUGAUGACCCUUCUCAUAUAG
Dermacentor silvarum is the source of this 570-nucleotide messenger RNA. RefSeq lists its product as uncharacterized. Lineage: Eukaryota; Metazoa; Arthropoda; Arachnida; Ixodida; Ixodidae. Bases 1 to 570 code for a protein of 189 amino acids. The record is from RefSeq and is a predicted model, not a curated record. The transcript has 4 exons.